Messenger RNA from Parnassius apollo (apollo), 1272 nucleotides. The record is from the annotation of a GenBank genome assembly. Lineage: Eukaryota; Metazoa; Arthropoda; Insecta; Lepidoptera; Papilionidae.
AUGCAUCGUCUUUUUGCUGAGCUGGAGCCAUCUUUAACCGUCACAGAGCAAAACCUGGCAGACCGAGUUCGGUAUAUCUUGCGCUCAAAUAUAUUUGAUGUCGCCGAACUCGAACGGCUACGACGUGAGGCUGUUCCCUCGUCGGAUGAGAAUGCUACGGCUGAGGAUGCGGCGCCACAAAUGGUAGAGCAACCCGCAAACGUGGAUGCCGCCGUGAAUACCCCAGUUGUGGCUGAUUCAAGCGAUGAUGGAACAGUCACCCAGGAACUGGAAUUAGAGCAUAUAAGGAGUACAUUGGAAGAGGCGAUUGUGGAAACGCGCAGUACGCCUCUCGAAAAUCGACCGCGACUUCCCCGCAUAGCCCUAAGCAAGCGGAAUCGGGCUGUCGUGAGGGCUCUGAACCCAAUGCUGGUGACCUAUUUGGAAGCCAGCCGGGACCUUUGCGAGACGGACUCAAUUCUUUUUGGCGCCGCGCUGGCAGUCUGCCGUAUCAUAGGCGCCAAGGUUUCCACGGCUGGACCCGCUACUGGCCAUAGUAGCGCUAUCCCAGCAUGGAGAAGAAGAAUUGAGGAACGUAUCGCAAAGGCUAGAGCUCUCAUCGGCAGACUGAUAUGCUUCAGAUCAGGCAACAACAGGCCAAGAAUUGUGCGCACCGUCAGGAUGGCGUUUGCUGGGACAAAUGUCAGUUUGUCCCAGCCGGAUAUAACGCAAAAACUGACGGAGCGCAUAGAUGAUCUGAAGCAGAGAAUCGCUGCUUGGGGAAAGCGGAUUCGGCGAUAUACCGAGAGGUCGACACGGUUCAACCAGAAUCGUCUCUUCCAGAGUGAUCAGAAGAGGCUCUAUGAAUCAUUGGAGCGACCAAUGGUAAGUGGAACGGGUCCAGCACCGAAUCAGGCCGACACUGUAGCAUUCUGGCGCGGCCUGUGGUCAGAGCCCGUAAACCACAGCGAGGGCCCUUGGACGGAAGUUGUGGCGAGUCAGUGUGCGGGUAUUACGCCCAUGGACCCCGUCAUCAUAACGCCGGAUGACGUAGCUGAGGCGGUCCGUAGGGCCCCGAACUGGAAAAGUCCGGGGCUUGACGGGCUGCAUCACUACUGGCUGAAGGGGUUCAUGGUGUGUCACUCUGUGCUCGCCCGACAGUUUCAAGAGGCUCUCGACCAGAAGUCGCUCCCAAGCCUCUUCACUACUGGGAUCACUCAUUUGGUUCCUAAAGACCAGGUAAUAUCGUCAGAUGCAACAUCGUGUAAAACUAUUACAGAAGUCACUGAUUAA